Molecule: messenger RNA, 737 nt
Organism: Rubroshorea leprosula
Lineage: Eukaryota; Viridiplantae; Streptophyta; Magnoliopsida; Malvales; Dipterocarpaceae
Source: the annotation of a GenBank genome assembly
CAUUUCAUAAUCUUCUUUUCAUAACAGUUUAGGAGAGAGAAUAGGAACAAAGGGAGGGUACAAAAAAAGAGAGCAGAAAAGAGUGGAUGAGCAACAGUCGAAUUGUGAACACUACCAUUGGUGUGGGUCGGAGUGGGCAGGCAGCAUCAUUCAAAGCCGCAGCAGAUGUUGCAACAUAUGCUGCAGCAAAUGUUGCAGCAAAUGUUGUCAUUUCUUUGCCACAAAGAUAUCUGGCAGCCGUGGGCAGUGGUGGCCUGGCAACUUUGGGCAGCGGUGGCCUGGCAGCUGUGGGCAGUGGUGGCCUGGUAGCUGUGGGCUCCGUUGGCCUGGCGGCUGUGGACUACGGUGUGAAAUAUUGUGCUAGCCGGCUGAAUUCAGAUAUUGGGGUGCGUAGUGAUGCAGUAAUAGUUCCAGUGGAAGAACUUUGUAUCCGGAUCCGGCAUGCCGACAAUGUGUCCAAGGAGGAUUAAUUGUUAUUGUCCAAGUAUAAACUUAUUAUCCCUCUCUACUCUUGGAAAUGACUCCUUAAAAAUUGCCUGCAAGUAUUUAAGGUUGAUGGAUGGUGUGCAUCAUCUAUUAUUUACCUGGAGAUUGUUGUGAUAUUUAUGUUAAGUGGAUGGAACCAAAUAUUGUUCUCGGUUUGAUUGUACAUCUUUGUUGUAUAAUGUACUUUCCCCUUUGCAUUUUAACUAUUUCUCUCAUUUCAAAGCCUGUGAAAAUCAAGUUAAUCACGAAUU